Messenger RNA from Phascolarctos cinereus (koala), 1101 nucleotides. RefSeq names its product A-kinase anchoring protein 14 (gene AKAP14). Gene Ontology annotation, molecular function: protein kinase A regulatory subunit binding. Gene Ontology annotation, cellular component: cAMP-dependent protein kinase complex. Lineage: Eukaryota; Metazoa; Chordata; Mammalia; Diprotodontia; Phascolarctidae. The record is from RefSeq and is a predicted model, not a curated record.
UAGAAAGGAAAUGACUUACCCAUGGCCACACAGCUACCAGGCCACAGGACUCUAAUGAUCCCUUUCUUAAUCUUGGACAAGUCACACCACCAACCCCUGCCUUGACCAUCAGAAGCCAGAAACAAUUGCACUCUGCCUUUUCCCAUUCGCUGGGAGUGAUGUUGCCAGGACAACCAUCGCUUGCAAACAUUCCAUCUAGGAUUCCUAGUCCAGUGUAACAGCUGCCGAUUGAACUCAAGGGAGCCUCAACAGCUGCAGCUGGCCAGUGGGAAAGGGUUCCGGGCCAAGGACCUAGUUGGCCAGGGUAGAGCUCCAGCAGACCACCACUGAGGUACUUGAUGUCCUCGACUACUAGACUUUAGCAGCUCUUCACAGGAUUCAAUGCCAAGGACGUGUUAAUAAUCACCACAGGUCCCAUUUGCCGAAGGACUUUCCUCCCCAUCUCCCUUCCCCUCCCCUUCCAGGUUGAAAAUAAUGGAUACAGAAACCUCAUCCACAGAUGAAGAGGAAAAAUCUAUCCAGAUAAAGCAAGAAGUCAUUUUGGCUGCAGUUAGGACAUUGGAAGAUUUGGAGAAUCCACUCAAAAACAUACAAUGGACAACAUGUAAUAACUUUACAGUGGAGCUGGGCCGACAGCAGAUUGAAGAAUACAUCUCAACAUGGGAAUUUCAUGAGAGCUGGUUACACUGGUCUGAGUACUUGGAGAAGGAAGAACUGGAGUUCAGCGUCCGCUACCAUUACCGGGUGCGCUGGAGCAUCACCACAUCCCGCAUGCCCCUCCCCCGGGCCACUGCCUGCGUCUUCUUUCUCAUCGAGAUCUCCAAGGUCAAGCCUAAAAGUUUACCAGUUGAAGUAUUUUAUAUCCUGGAGUCCCACAAACAUGUUCACAGACCAGGAAAAUCUUGCUUCCGAGAAAAGUGGCUGAAGGACAUCAUUGAAAGCAAGAUCAUCCUAAUGAACAGCAUUAGCUUCUAAUUCAAUGAUCCACUGUUGGUUUGGGGUUUUCAGAAUUGGAUUUCCAGUCCAUGUGCACUAAAUACAACAUUACAAAUUCAACCAUAGAGUAUAUUUUGGGAAAUAAAGUUGUCAGGACACUUAGAA